Fonsecaea multimorphosa CBS 102226 is the source of this 1227-nucleotide messenger RNA. RefSeq lists its product as uncharacterized. NCBI's taxonomy places the organism in Eukaryota, Fungi, Ascomycota, Eurotiomycetes, Chaetothyriales, Herpotrichiellaceae. Gene Ontology annotation, molecular function: protein binding. The record is from RefSeq and is a predicted model, not a curated record. The coding region runs from base 1 to 1227 and encodes 408 amino acids. The transcript has a single exon.
AUGAAGGCCAAUCCAACCGAAUCUAGUCACAACGCUUCCCAGCCCUCUUCCCAGGUUCUUUCCUUGGUGUCCUCAUUCCUCGCCGAACAUGGAUUCCACUCAACCAUCAAGGCCCUCAAGAAAGAGCUCAAACGAACGAAUCAAUCGGCAGAGGUUCUUACCAUCAGAGAUUCGCAAGAUGGCGUCAACCUACAAGAGAUCGUGGAGAACUGGAACAAGCAAGGGGAACUACAACCUACGCAGUCUUCUUCGGAGGACAACUCAUCGGAUGCGAGCGAGAGCGCCACAUCAGGGUCAGCCUCAGAGUCCAGCGGUGCAAGCAGCGCUGAGGAGAGCGACGGGAGCAUGAGCAGCGAGGACACAUCCGCAUUAGAGUCUGAGUCCGAGUCAGGAACUGAUGAAGAAAAAAUCAACAAGAAGUUGUCCUCAAAUCUCAAGAAGGUCAAGGCCAACAAGAGAGAUCCGUCCCCAUCGAGCUCUUCAUCAGCGUCCUCCGACAGCGAUGCCGACGACGAGCGAGAGAUUGGUGCCAAAGCCAAAGCCAAGGUUUCACGGAAGAAGUCUCCAAGCACCUCGAAACUAGCUGAAAAGGCCCCGACUCUCAAGCGCAAGGCGCGAUCUAGCUCACCAGAAUCGUCUUCUUCAGAUGCAGAUUCGGACUCGUCAGAUGAUGAUCGGCCGGUAAAGCGAGCAAAGACUGAUGCCAACAAUGACACAGAAAAGACUUCCUCGAGUGAGGUAUCUUCUUCUAGCUCGGACGAAGAUUCUGAUGAUGCCAAAGAUUCAUCAAGCGAAGCAGAGAAAGUGGAGGACGAAGGAAUGAGCACCGAUAUGUCCAAGGACCAAGCAGAACCGGACGGUGCGGCUGACGAUCUAUCUGAUUCGUCCUCAGGCACAGUCACGGGAGAUGUUGUUGAGCCAGACGUAUCAUCUGCAAGACAACUUGGAGCAAUCAUAAACAAAGACGAUAAGCAACCCGUGGCCGGCAAGAAAGCGCAUGUGGGUGCGAGACCGACCCCACUGGCGCAACUAUCAGCGCAGGCCACCGCGGACUCUCAUAUCAGCAAUGCCUACCGGAGCUAUGAUUACGCCGACCGAGCAUACAAGGACCUGUCUGUCACCCGAGGCAAAGGAUUCACCAAGGAGAAGAACAAGAAGAAGCGGGGCAGCUAUCGCGGAGGAGCCAUUGACAUUAGCGGUGGAAAGGCUUUCAAGUUCGAUGACUGA